Papaver somniferum (opium poppy) is the source of this 1594-nucleotide messenger RNA. RefSeq lists its product as uncharacterized. The record is from RefSeq and is a predicted model, not a curated record. Bases 221 to 1165 code for a protein of 314 amino acids. Gene Ontology annotation, molecular function: protein binding. The transcript is spliced from 2 exons. Lineage: Eukaryota; Viridiplantae; Streptophyta; Magnoliopsida; Ranunculales; Papaveraceae.
GAUAACCAGAAACUGUUUCAACAAACUAAACAAAAAACUGUUUUAUUUUUCAGCUAAUACGUCAGGCUUCUCUUUAAUAUGAUUCAUCUUUUUGAGUUUUAAUUUCAGAUUGAAGGUUCGAGAAAUUUAAGAUUUGAAGGUAUUGAUUACUAACCGGAGAGGUGAUAACUUGCUCUGGAGUACUGCUGCAUUUGGUUAUUCAUUUGUUUCUGCAUUCACUAUGGCUGAGGAGAUUUCCAUGGCAGCCACGGCAGGAGUUGGAGGGGAAGAGACGCCAUUGUCUUCACCCAAGAGUAAAGUUAAGUUCUUGGUCAGCCAUGGCGGGAAAAUAUUGCCUAGACUUCCGGACGGUCAGCUUAAAUACGUUGGUGGUGAGACUCGAGUUGUCGUUGUUCCUCGUGACAUCAGUUUCUCAGAGCUUAUGAAGAAGCUUAAUAACCUCGCCAACGGUGAAAUGGUUCUCAAAUACCAAGUUAUACCAGAGGACUUGGAUAUCUUAGUCUCCGUAAAAUGCGAUGAGGAUCUUCGCCACAUGCUCAAUGAGUACGAUCGUUGGGAUGUGAAAUCAUCUGAAAGCCGAGGUACGCCCAGGCUUCGAGCUUUCCUAUUCCCCGUUACUCCACUCUUCAUUGAUCCCCAAAAUGUUCCAAGCAAUUUUGACAGAGUUAAUAUGGAACAGCGUUACAUAAACGCAAUUAAUGGUGCUAAUUCAAGUAUGCUAAGGCGUAGCUCUAGCAAUGGCAGUCGGUCCAUUUUCAGCAUUUCCUCAACUGCAUCAUCCCCGAGAUCGAUACAACAUGAAGGCUAUCCUUUCGAUACUAUCAACCACGAGUGUUAUGCUUCACAUAGCUAUCAAAAUAAUUGUAACAAGGCAGAGCUGCACAGAGUCAAUAGUUCCCCAUCCUUGCACCAUUAUAAUCAAACUCACCACAACCAAAUUUACCAGGCAACAAAGCCACCUAAUCUAUACAAAAGUGGUGCUCAUCAACACUUAGUAACGGCGAUAUCGGCUGACCGCCAUGAGCUUGGGAGGUUUCAUCAGCUGGAUCCUUGCCCUAUCCGGUACUACAAUCCAAAUAGACAAUCAAGAGGAAGAUGUGGCUGUAUGGGUUAUGGAGAUGUUGAUGAGUGUAGUGUUUAUAAGAGUGGAAAUGUUGAUUUGUAGAUGGUUUUCAUCACAACCCAAUGAAUUUGGUCUACACAGAGAGCUUCCACUCAAAGUUGCUUUAUUGUAAAUAUCAGUGGCAGGAAAGUAACUUAGCAAGGUAAGAUGAAUCUGCCCAAUGAAAGAACAAGAUAAAAGAAACAAACACAGUAAGAUAAGAUUAGAUAAACUGAAUGAAAGCAAAGUAGUAGUUUAAAAUGUUUACUGUUUCGUGAAUCGUAUUUGUAAAGAAAGAAAAACAUGUAUAAAGAUGUGUUCCCACUUUUAGGUUGUUUACAGUGCGAGUUUAGGGAUCAAUAUUCUUAGUUCUAGUUAUGUUCUGUAUAUACAUACCUGGAAGAGGUGAAGCUUUAAAGAUGUGGUUGUGUGUAUAGAAAAGAAACCCUAAAGAGAAGCUUGGCAUCAUAAACAUUUAUUUGUCUUUGGUUA